GCCCCUAUUAACUCCACGCCUGGAGCUAACCGUAGGCUACAGUAACGGCUGCCCACUUGCGCCCCCUUUACACCAACUGCAGGAGUAGUUUGUGCUGGUGUUUUCCCUCCAUAAAAAAGUGCAGCUAUAUAAGUUGUGCAUGUCCAUAUAGGCCUUCAGAAUGGAUUCUGAUCUACUGAAGAUCGAGGAGAUCGUGAUGGGAGGUGGAGAGACGGCUGCCACUGCUGAUGUGAAUGCCGAGAAAGCAGGGAAGCCGUACACCGCGAUCCUUCUCCCUGAUCCUCCUCGUCCUCUUCCUCCUCCUGUCAUUCAGUCCUACCAGCAUGAGAGCUUGCAAUGUUUCCAGUGUUUUAUAACCUUCUGCAACUCUAAAGCCAAAGAGAGGCAUAUGAAGAAGAGUCACCGUGAAGAAUACAAACAGCAACUGCAGCAGUGUGACACACUCUUCACCUGUUAUGUGUGCGACCGCACGUUUCCAUCCUCCGAGGAACUAACUCUACACCAGUCCACUCACAACAAGGAAGACAAGCCCUUCAAGUGUGUUCACUGCAAAGAGAGCUUUCGUACAUUCUCGGAGUUGACCACACACCGACGGCAGGUGUGUCCUGAGCGUCACUUUGUAUGUAAAGAAUGCCCCGAGACAUUCCGGAGCCCGGCACUUCUCCGUACACAUCGUCUGGCUCAGCACGCUGCACCCGCAGAUGGAAAUGACACUGACGAUGCAAACAAAACUUACCGUUGUGGUAAGUGUGGCAGGGGUUUUGAAGAUGAGUCCGAGCUGCUGCAGCAUCAAGAAAACCACGCCUCUGACCAGCACUGCAAUGGCAGCGCCCCAAUCAAAAGGCGCGGCCGGCCUCCCAAAGCCGAAACUAGCACAGCGACUGGAGAAAAGAAGCAAAAGCUGAGCAAAAGUGAAGAAACCGAAAUAGCGGAGACGCCUGAGGACGUGCCAACACCAACAGCAGCACCUGAAGCCGAGGCUAAACCCAAAACAGCGGGAAGGCGAGGACGACCACCGAAAUCUGGCGUGCAGGAUUCCAACCCUGACGAAGACAAAUCCGACAACAAGAAACCAAAGGCGGCUUCUCCAGCAGCUCGCCAAAUCCCGUGCACAGAGUGUGAUCUCGUUUUUUCUGCACCAGCUCAGCUCCGAGCACACAAAAAAGAGAAGCACACACAGCGCAAACCACAUCCAUGCCAAGAAUGCGAGGAGAGCUUUAACCGUGCUGAGCAGCUGGAGGCCCACAUGGCUCGCGCACACAAGGCUGGCCGUUACUCCUGCGCAACAUGUGGCAAGAGCUUUGGUCGAGAGAGCAACCUUAAAGCCCACCAACAGAGCCAUGAAAAGGAGGAAGAGAAGUCUGCUGGGGCCAAUAAGAGAUAAGCUGUGCAUAAUAGAGGAACGAGGGUUUGACAGAACAGGGGAGAGGGUUUCAGUUGUUUUAAAGUGGACUUUAGUGAAGGAAGGUGAGAGAAAUGUGUUUUUGUUAAUAUGCUUUGAGUGGGUGACUUUCUGGAGUGUUUUAUGUGGAAACUGGAAACCCAAAAGUCUCAAAUGGCUUCAUUUCAUUUUGAUGUUUUUAUAGAUGUGGCAUAGUAUAUGGUUUGGGCCACGAUUUAAAUGUAUAGCAUAAUCAAACCCAUGUCUACAACAUGGCAGAACUGUAGGGGCAUGAACCUGAUUAUUAAUAAUAAAGAAAAGCCCACUCCUAGUGAAAGGCUUUAAAUUUGGCUUUUAUUUCAAUAUUUUAAUGUAAUUUUUUUAUAACUAUCACGAGUGAGUUGAGUUGUUUUUACAUGAUUUUUUAGAGGUUUGGGGAAAAUGGUAUGCCUAAGUGGAAUUAGUCUUCAUCAAUUAGAGAACUAGCUGAUUAUUUAAUUUCCUGAUGCUACUUUUAAACUUUGUUACCAGCGACUACAGUUUCAGAGCUGAGUGAUAAGAGAUGAUUUUCCAUGUUUUCCCUGAGUUUUUUUUUUUUUUUUUUUUUAGAAAAAACUAAUUUCAUUUGUUUAUAAUCUGAUCUGUGCCUCCUAACCCUGAUGAUGCGACAGGAUGCCAUGUACAGAACCUGUUGCUAUGUAGGAGUGAAUUCAGUCUCUUUCCAGUUUGUUUUGAGAAGAGAUGCCUGGUCUUUUGUUUAUCUGAGCUAACUUUUUAAAGGUGUAUGUACAUGUACUCCAUUAAAAUCAUGCAAACUUCAACCAGCAAAGAUAUUACUUUGAUUACUUAGUGAGAAUUGUUCAUUGUGAACUUUUAUAUGGCCUUUCAUUCUAUCAUAGUAUUGCAGGUAAAUUUUUGAGACUCUUAAAAUGAUGCACAGAAUAAGUUUAAUUGUUUUAAUUUGAAUCAGAAGAGUUAGCUCAGGUCUGUCUGUGUUACCAAGCAAGUUAAACUGUUUCAUAUGACAUCUGUAAAUUAAUGCCUACACAGUGGCCCUGUGUUUUGAUGAUGAUUUAUUUUGGAUGAUUUUUUUUUUUUUUUUUUUAAGUAAUGCACAAACCUUGACCACUGUAUCCAUCUGGAAAAAAAUGUAUUCUGCUGUGUCUGCAGUGUAAUUUCCCCAUGUUGGCUAAAAUUAAAGAAUACCACCUUAAGGAGA
This is a messenger RNA of Clarias gariepinus (North African catfish), 2600 nucleotides long. Its product is annotated as zinc finger protein with KRAB and SCAN domains 7-like. The transcript has 5 exons. Gene Ontology annotation, biological process: regulation of transcription by RNA polymerase II. Lineage: Eukaryota; Metazoa; Chordata; Actinopteri; Siluriformes; Clariidae. Gene Ontology annotation, molecular function: DNA-binding transcription factor activity, RNA polymerase II-specific; RNA polymerase II transcription regulatory region sequence-specific DNA binding. The coding region runs from base 161 to 1384 and encodes 407 amino acids. The record is from RefSeq and is a predicted model, not a curated record. Gene Ontology annotation, cellular component: nucleus.